GAGCCACCAAGAAGGAAGAAGCUGCAUAAGCCCUCGCUGGUAUAAAUUCCCUACGGAUAACCGGCAUGAGGAUACUUGAUUCGCGGUAGCUACUAAGUUUCGUCUCUUGUCGAGUUACUCAAAUUUUAUAAAUUAACUACAGACAUGAAAGUACUCUUUGCAUUUUUGGGUUUGGCGACAAUCGUAAGCGCGCAAUUGAAAUAUCCUCAAUAUAAUCCAGAUUACUAUGGACGUCGGUACGCAAUUCUUCGGCAAAACCACGAUCAAAAUAUCGACGGUUCUUAUGCCUACAGUUACGACACGGAGAAUGGUAUAUCUGUAGCAGAGCAAGGGAGCCGAAAAAACUUAGGCGUGGGAGGUGAGGCCGAAGUGGUAAGAGGUCAAUACAGUUACACAGCACCAGACGGUACUCCGAUCUUAGUGACUUACGUGGCGGAUGAGAAUGGAUUUCAAGCAGCCGGUGCCCACCUGCCAACACCACCACCCAUACCCAUCGCUAUUCAACGAGCCUUGGCCCACAAUGCGGCCCAUCCCGAAGAGGAAGAGCCGUACAACCGAAGAUACUACGGCCAGAAAAAUUAUUAGAUGCUGGUAUAAGGAAGACACUAAAUUAAAUAAUUGGCUUUACAUCCACUUGGAAUGUAACUCGAUUUAUUUAAAGGAAGAGGAAGAUCAAAAUCACGCAGUUCAAUCAAUAUUGCGGAAAUAAAUUUCCUUAUGCUAAUAACUAUUAAAAAAAAAAAAACACAACCAGUACAUAAUGGUAUAUAUUUAAUAAUUAUAACAGACUAUAUUUUUUUACAUUAUAAAGUAUACAUGUUUCUUAUUGUAUGUAAUAAAUUAAUAAAUUAAUAAAUAAUCA
This is a messenger RNA of Microplitis mediator, 862 nucleotides long. RefSeq names its product endocuticle structural glycoprotein SgAbd-2-like. Bases 145 to 585 code for a protein of 146 amino acids. Gene Ontology annotation, cellular component: chitin-based extracellular matrix. NCBI's taxonomy places the organism in Eukaryota, Metazoa, Arthropoda, Insecta, Hymenoptera, Braconidae. Gene Ontology annotation, molecular function: structural constituent of chitin-based larval cuticle. The transcript has 4 exons. The record is from RefSeq and is a predicted model, not a curated record.